UUUAUCUCUCUCUUCCUUCUUUCUUCUUUCUUUUCCUUCUCCGAACAAUUUACCCUCCGUUUGAAAGUGGGUAUCCUUUCUCUAUUUCAUACUCAAAACUCUUUUGUACUUUGAAAGCCUUCACAGUUAGAUUCUGACCUUUGAAUUUGAAAAGGGGUCCUCAAUUCUUACUAUUUGCCAUUGACUAUUUAAAUUUCCUAUCAAGAAACAAGGAACUCAAGACCUAUUCUCUUCUCAUCAUCUUUUGGUUGUGACUCUUUUCUUCCUCUGUUUUUUUUAUCUUGUGAUCUUCUGUUAUGUUUGCCAAUACUGCUUACUUUCCGGGUUAUCCUCAAUCUCAAGCUCCCAAUACGUCUGGUAUGAACGCGUCUCAAACUCAAGUACCUGACCACUCACAACUUAAUCUACCCAACCCUGCUGGUAUGACUGGUAGCUUUCAUGGUGCUCUUCCGCAAGAUUAUUCUCAUGGAAAAACAAAAAGAAAACAAGUCAAGAACGCCUGUGUCAAUUGUCAAAAGGCCUGCAAAAAGUGUGAUGAACAAAGACCUUGUCCUCGUUGUGUCAAGUAUGGACUAACUGAAACAUGUGUGAACUCAGUACGCAAGGAACGAAAGAAGGGUAUCAAGCGUGGUCCUUAUAAGAAAAGAAAACAAGGGGCUAAUACAUCUACUGAUUCUUCUGCUGCCACUACACCAAACAUGUCUGUCCCUGCCUUAUCAAAUGGUAUGUACUCCACUGCCACUUCAGGUGUCGCCGUUAGCCGAGCCGGUAAUGCUCCCAUUGCAUACCAACCAUAUGGCAACACCGCUCAGUUUGAAACUUUCGCCAACUUCCAAAAUGGUGCUCAAUACCUACCAUACAACAUUUUGAACAAUAUGAAUACUAUGUUACAACAAGCUGCUGCUGCUAAUGCCAAUGGUGCCAAUGAAGCGGAGGGUCAACAACAACAACAGCAACAACAGCAACAACCACAAACACAAUCACAACAAACACAGCAACAACAACAACAACAGCAAGAAACUGCGGAUAACAGAGCUGAUGCGGAUGAAAAUGGAAAGUUAAGCAUUCUCUCUCAACUUUGUACAGCUGUAUUGGAUCGUGCACCUACCAAUGAUUCUUCUUCUACGGUCAAUAACAACGAAAACAACAACAACAACAACAACAACAACAACAGUAAUGAUACCUCCAUUGUGAAGGACGAAACUAGCGAAAAGGUGAACUCAACCUCUCCACAAAGUAGCACUCAUGAAGCACCUGCCAAUGGAUCAACUGAAACCGAUAAUGCGGUUACUGAAGACAAGAGCAAAAAGGAAAAUGAUGGUGAAAAUGGCACUUCCAACCCUGAUGACAAAUGAAUUUUAUAGUUUAUUGAUAUUCUAUUGAUUAGUCUCUCCCCUCACUCUAUUUUUUUUUUAUCUAUAUCGUUUUUCUGUUUUUAUAUAUUACUUGAUUUGUUGGUUUCCCUCUCUCAAGUAUGUUUUACUCCCCUCAUUAGAUAUACUUUCUUUUUGUCCGUGACUAUUUCAUCUCAAAAAUGAAUAAAUACUUUUUUUUUUAUCUAUUCA
Messenger RNA from Halteromyces radiatus, 1565 nucleotides. RefSeq lists its product as uncharacterized. Gene Ontology annotation, cellular component: nucleus. The transcript is spliced from 4 exons. Bases 297 to 1355 code for a protein of 352 amino acids. Gene Ontology annotation, molecular function: DNA-binding transcription factor activity, RNA polymerase II-specific; zinc ion binding; RNA polymerase II transcription regulatory region sequence-specific DNA binding. Lineage: Eukaryota; Fungi; Mucoromycota; Mucoromycetes; Mucorales; Cunninghamellaceae. Gene Ontology annotation, biological process: cellular response to starvation; regulation of DNA-templated transcription. The record is from RefSeq and is a predicted model, not a curated record.